CUUUACAAAGUUGCGGGAAAUCCGAAAAUAUUUUCAACUUUUCAUUUAGUUUCUUGGUUCUUGCUGCUCGUCAUGCUACAACCAUUGUAUCUGGAAUACAGAUAUAAAGGAAAAUAUAAUCGAGGUCUGGUGAUUAUAAAUCGACAAUCAAAUUGUGUUUUGGUUACAAAUAAGAGCGGUAUAAAGGUCAUUUAUGAAUACCAAGAUGCCAUACAGGCAAUAUGUAUAGAUGGAGAAUCAAGGUCUUUAUUUACCGCUACAACAAGUGGUGACAUCUUUAUGUCUGGCCUUCCAGUAAAAUCAAAGAGAAAACGAGAGAAUAGUGAGCCUUUAGCUAACCAGAGUAGCCAAGACAUAUUUGCAGACUUGUUAGAAACGCCGUGUCCAGAGCAUGUUGAAGUUACACCACUAACAAAUGAAAUCAUCUCGGUCCAUAGACACAUUUGUAAGAUAGAUGGCGUCUGUGAUUUACUUGUCAUCAGUGGUAUACUUGUUGCUGUUACCAUGGAAACUAAGCCAUCUUAUUACUGGAACAUUCUCUACAAAGGCAUCACUGAUUUACAAUCAUCAACUUCUCCUGAAAGCUUCUGUAAAAUACCAAUUGAUGAACAUGUCAUUGAUUCUAAAACAAGGUUCGAUGCUAAGAUAUAUUGCUGCUUACCUGAAAGUGAGAAAACAGACACCAGCGAGAUAAAACCAGGAAUUUUUUAUUUGAAUAAAGUAAUGUAUAAUCACUUAUUUGGGAUCGAUGCAAACCUUCUUGAUACACCUAUUAUUUUGAUUGGUUUACCAAGUGGUCUUUUGUUAUGGUUGCCUGUGGCAACUCAUCAAAUUACUGUGCCAUCUUUAUUGUGUGAUCUAAAACAACCAAUUCAUGGUUUGAAAUAUGUCCAAUUACAAGCUUCUGAAAAUCAACAUAUUGAAUCUCUGAUGAUAUUUGGCACCAUGGGGAAAGUGGUUGCCAUGACAACAGAUGUAAACAAAUCAAGUGAUUUGGUCACAAAGGAGUUUUCAAUACCAGGAAAUGUAGUGACAAGUUGCAUUGCAUAUGAUACACUCUACCACAGCACUGGUGUUGAAUUGUACAAGACUGAAAUUCAAGAGAUGCUUUUACAACAACCAAAAGACAAGACACCAAUCAAAAGCCUUACAUUAGGCUAUGGAGCAAUUGUUGCCAUAACAACCAAGACAAUAUCACAACAACCACCAGUGGUUACCAUAGCAAUGUGCACUAAAACAGGGAAAACACUGCACAUUGAUCACCCUAUUGAACAAAAGGCCCAAAAGUGUUCUAAACAAAAUCAAGGUGCUCGAAUCAAAGAUCUUCUAGCUGGUAUAAACAACAUUGGUCAACAACUGACCUAUCAGAAAGAAAUAGAUCAGGUGCAGAAUAGCGAACUUGAGCAACUACACUUGGCAUCUCAUCUUGCUAGUUACCAUAGCAACCAUUCUGGAUUGACACCAAGCAAGCAAAACCAACAUUCAGGAAUAGACUGUUGCAUAAAUGUAACAACAGAAAACUAUGGAUCGCAUAUCAGUUACAAGUUGGUAGCAACCAUUGAAAACCAAACCCAUAUAACAUUGUCAGAAAAGUGGGUUUUCUUAGUGACUCUUCAUCAAAUGUCUCAUAAAGAACAUCCAAAACAAAAAGUUGCAUUAAAAUCCAAAUCUGUACAAAUCUCUCGUCUACCACCAAAAGGAUUCCAAAGAUUAGACCUUGGAAUAGAUCAGCAAACAUUGGAGAGUUUACCAUUGAAUGGAUCAUGCUCCUUAGUGUACACAUGUGAACCUUCACAUGGUCUCCAUAGCAACAAUGCUCAACAUAGCAAUAUUAAGCACAGUAAUGUCCUAGUCAUUCCCAUAGCAACUCAAGUGUUGAAUAUCACACAUUUUAUGAGAUUGAACAAUGAUGCAACUACAAACCCCACCAAAUUGCAAAAUAACUGUAGAAUUUACUCAGAUUCAGAAUUGGCUCAAAUUCUAAAGGAAGUUGCAGGAUGCCAACCUGGCACUCACCCGAAUCUGGAAACUGAGGAAGAGACUUUGGGAUUUGUUGGUUACCAUAGCACUUCCAUAGUUGUACCAACUGAACAGUUGAAAGUAGACCUCAGAAGUGAAGGAGUAAAUUGUAAAAAUGACACAGAUGUAUGUAAAUGUCUUAUAUGGAAACUCUUCCCUCAUCUCUGCGAAGUCAUCAUGACCUCACAAGUCCGUCUGCUAACUCACAAAGGUCACCAUAUCACCUUGGGGGUCAAGGUUGGAUCAGGAGAACAGGUUGUUAUAGAGAUACAGUCAGAAAAUCUCCAAGCAAUGUGUGAAACAUCAAUAGCAAUAAAGCAACACAUACAGGGGUUGAAGAUGAGAAUGCUGAACAUUCCAAUGGUAGAAGAGUUGAGACCCUUCAUUCACCAAACUGAGUGUCUGAGAACAGAUCUGCUGUCUGCCCAGGAAGCGGUGUUGCUUGGAGACAAAUCUGUAACGACAGCUGAUGUCACACAACUCUACCAUAGACUGAGGCAGAUCCAUAUUCCACAUACAUGAUGUCAUAGAACAAUAUCACAUGUGACACAACAUUAUGUCACACAGUUACAUUUGUAUCUGUGAAGAGUACCAACAAAAAUGGAAUGAGUUUGAUCUAUCUGUCACACCAGUUAAUUUCAACAUACAGUGUGUUAACUUUAUGUCAGCAUUGCUGAGUUGAUCAUGAUCUGUUUAACUUUAUUUAAAAGAUAUUUUCCAUAACACAUCACAAUAUAUUAGAACCUUCGUGAUUUCAUGAGGAAUUAUAAUUUUGUGAGUGGU
Owenia fusiformis is the source of this 2802-nucleotide messenger RNA. Lineage: Eukaryota; Metazoa; Annelida; Polychaeta; Sabellida; Oweniidae. The record is from the annotation of a GenBank genome assembly.